Molecule: messenger RNA, 2493 nt
Organism: Quercus lobata
Lineage: Eukaryota; Viridiplantae; Streptophyta; Magnoliopsida; Fagales; Fagaceae
Product: TMV resistance protein N-like
Exons: 6
Coding region: 97-1476 (459 amino acids)
Molecular function (GO): protein binding
Source: RefSeq, a predicted model, not a curated record
CAUCUUUCUGAUGAGUUACGUGUUAUAGAAUGGCAUGGUUAUCCUUUAAAUUCCUUGCCAACCAAUUUUAAAUCAAAUAAACUUGUUGAACUCAGAAUGCAUUGUAGCCUCAUCAAACAACUAUGGAAAGGAAUUAUGAAUUUGGAUGAGUUAAAGCUCAUUGACCUAAGUGACUCUCAAACCUUGAUUGAAAUCCCGGACCUUAGUGGAGCUCCAAAUCUUAAGAAAUUGAUUCUUCGACGUUGUACAAGACUAUAUAAGAUUCAUGCAUCUCUUGGAAAUCUCAAACGGCUUAUUCAAUUGGAUCUGAAUGGUUGCAAAUGUCUUGAAAGCCUUCCUCAUAAGAUCAACUUGGAAGCUCUUGAAAUUUUGGAUCUUGGUGGUUGUUCAAGACUGAAUAAGUUUCCAAAGAUUGUGGGAAAUAUGCUACAUUUGUCGAAACUUAAUUUGAGUGAGACUGCCAUAAAAGAUCUAUCAUUUUUAGUGGAACAUUCAAUUGACCAUAUAAAAUUGGAUCUAGGACACAGCAAGAAUCUUUCUAGUCUUCCCGAUACUACUUGUAGUUUGUCAUCUCUAAAAAGUCUCACAUUAUCUGGCUGCUCAAAACUUCAUGGAUUGCCAGAGAACUUGGGAAAUAUUAAAGGGCUAGAGAAGCUAGAUGUGAGUAGAACUGCAAUAAGAAGGCUACCUUCCUCCAUUGUUCUCUUAAAAAAUCUCAGAGAACUCUCUUUAUCAGGUUGUGAGGGGCUAUUAUCUAAAUCAUCGAAUAAGCUCUUCAGUUUUCCUUUAAUGCAACCAAGAAGCCCAGAUUCAAUGGGCAUGUUAGUGCGUACUUUAUCAGGCAUACAAUCUUUGACUGAACUUGAUCUAAGUUAUUGCAAUAUUAGGGCAAUACCUUAUGAUAUUAGUUGUUUGUCCACUUUAAGAAUAUUAAAUCUAAGGGGAAAUAAUUUUGAUUGCCUUCCUAAAAGUAUCAUUCAACUAUCUAAUUUGAACUAUCUUUUUAUGAGUGGUUGCACGAAUCUUAGAUUGUUGCCAGAGCUUCCAUUAAAUAUUGAGUAUAUUGAUGCUGAAGGUUGUAUCUCUUUGGAAACAUUACCAGCAAGACCAGAAGAUAAUUUUCCAUAUCUCUGUCUUCUCAAUUGCGUCAAAUUGAUUGACAAUGAAGGCUACGAUAAUCUUUUCUUAACAAUGCUAAGACAUGAUUUCUUUGAGAGACCAGAUUAUGAUUGGAUUUGUGUCCUUAUUCCUGGAAAUAAUAUUCCAAAAUGGUUUAGCCAUCAAAGUGAGGGGGCUUCACUGAAUCUGCAAGGGCCUUCAGAUUUUCUCGGAAUCGCUGUGUGCGUUGUUUAUGUUCUUCACCAACAUCCUUCUGAAGUUUUAAAAAUUCAUAGAUGGAUUACUUGCCACUUCUGUUUCAAAGAAUAUGAACAUUCUCAUGGCUGCGGCAUUGGUUUUACUGAAAAAUUUGAUUGAGCUUAGAUUUGAAUCCGAAGGUCCAGGCUUGGAAAUCGUGAAAUGCGGGGCUCAUUUGGUAUACACUGAAGAUCUAAACCAAACUAUGGCUGUGUGCAGCAACUGCAACAUCACUCCAUAUGAGGCUAAUUUUGAAGAUUCAGUAAAAAUUACUAAAAUGAAGCGAAGUAGUGAUAACUAUGAUGGGGAUGAGGCUGGACCAAGUGGAGAAGGUAUCCCUAGUGAUGUAGACGUACCACACCCAAAAAGGAUAAAGCUCCCUAAUCUAAUUGAAAGAUUCAUUCCACAUUUGGGAAAUUUGAUUGGGAAUUUAAGCACACAAGUAAAAGGUGACUCUGAUUGCAAGGAAGAGGAAUCUAGUGAUAUUGGUAGCUUUCAUGAAUGAAUUUUUUGUGAAGGUGCUUGUUUCUAAUUUCAUUGCAAUUCUGAAUUUAUUUUUUUGGAUACCACAACAGAAGGUUUAAGCAGAAACAGAGGAACCAAACUAAGGCUCCAUCAAGUGCAUACAAAAUAACGAAGCUUGCUUAGCCCAAUUUUUGGCAGUACCCAAGAUAAUGCUUCAGCCCCAAGCCAUGUCUUCAAUUAUCACUGACAAGGCAUAUCUAGAAGUGGACAAUGUUGCAUAUGGAGGCCGUCCUUGCUAUUAUUUGGGAAUAAAGAAAAAUUAAAUGUGAUAUAAUUUGCUGAAGAACCCCUUUUACUGUUUUUUUAAGUUGAGGAUUCUUUUCAUGUUUGCUGCUUUGUUUGAUAACAUUAUUAUGGUAUGUUUGGUUGGAGUGAACAAUUGGUGGAUGGAAAAUAAAGGAUAGAGAAGUGGGGAGAAAAUGAUUGAGUAGUUGUUUAAUUGGGAAGGAAAGGGAAAAAGAAAACUGGUGAAGCCCGGGUGUUUUCUCCCCGGGCCCACCAAAAUUUAGUCUUCCCAAUUUGGGAAGAUUAUAGAGAGAAAACAAGCUUUCCUUGUUGCUUUUGAACAAAUAUACCCCCUAACAAAACUGGACGUUUGGACCUUUUGGCUUU